Messenger RNA from Entrophospora sp. SA101, 549 nucleotides. Lineage: Eukaryota; Fungi; Glomeromycota; Glomeromycetes; Entrophosporales; Entrophosporaceae. The record is from the annotation of a GenBank genome assembly.
AUGGAACAUGAAAACGAGAACCAAAUGGAACAUGAAAACGAGAACCAAAUGGAACAUGAAAACGAGAACCAAAUGGAACAUGAAAACGAGAAUCAAACGGAACAUGAAAACGAGAACCAAUUGGAACAUGAAAACGAGAACCAAUUGGAAUAUGAAAAUGAGAACCAAUUGGAAGAUGAAAACGAGAACCAAUUGGAAGAUGAAAAGGAGAAUCAAUUGGAACAUGGAAAGGAGAAUCAAUUGGAACAUGGAAAGGAGAAUCAAUUGGAACAUGGAAAGGAGAACCAAUUGGAACAUGGAAAGGAAAAUCAAUUUCAUCAGUCUAACAAAAGACCUAUCAAAUCAGCUUCUCCAUUUUUGGGUGAAAAACGUCGCAGAUAUGAACAGGUAUCAACUGAAUCUAUUACGAUUAAUUCUUUAAAUCUCAUUACUUCAAAUGAUCAAUUAACAGCAAUGGAUUCAACAAAAGUCAAUCUUACUGACCUUACAAUAAAAUUCAUAUCUGAAAAGAUCAACGAAAAUAAUAAUAAUGCUGAUGAAUUGAAUUAA